UUUUGGCUUUCGAAGGGCGAACAAUGCGUGCUCCGUCGGUUCUGGUUAUAUUCCUGCUUGGAGUGAUCCUGGGUGAUCGUGGCGCGGCUGGAGAGGAUCAGGCGCACAAAUCGUGGAUAUCCCAGCUCAAGCAGCUACGCAGUGAUCUGCGGGACUGCUACCAGUCCGGAGUACAUCAAAGUCUGUGGUCUUGCUUCCGCUCAAGAAGCUUGCACAUCUUCGAGGGCAUCAUGUCGUCGCCGGAGAUUUCCAUUUACGACGGAGUACGCCUGGUGUCCGCUCCGCAGAUGGCUGAAAACGCUACUCGCCCGGAGGACGAACGGAAGGAUUUGAAGCACUUAACCUGGUUCGAUCAACUGGCAGCGAGUUUGGCCAAGGGCUUGACCACCCACACUUUGCAAGUGAACUUGGGCAAGCUGACGGAGCGAUAUCUAAGUAGUGAGACUUCUGGCACCGAUCCUGUGGGCAGUGCCCGGCUGAGAAGACAUCGCUACAACAUGAUCAUAACCAUGAUGUUUGGAGUGACUGCCUUGGGGGCCAUCCUGGUGCCCAUGGGCUUCCAAAUGCUCUCCAUAGUGAGUGGAAAAGCGCUGCUACUGGCCAAGAUGGCCCUGCUCCUGGCCUCCAUUAAUGGCCUAAAGAGGGUGGCCAACAAUGGACUGCACUAUGGACUGUACCACGUGCCAGGAGAGCACCUAGGAGGUUACUACGACCGGGGGGAUGUGAGCCACCCCAGAAAUGUGCCUAUUCCCGUGGCCGUGGCGCCCACUUUGGAUAUGGGAUUGAAGUAGGGACUUAGAACUUCAUAUAGGACAAAAUGUUAACUCAAUCAAAUCCAUAAAUAAGAUAAAAUAUUAAAGCAUUACAUCUUUAUAGUUUAGACGCAUAAAGAGCACAUUGUAAGUUCCGUUCUAGGUUAAGACUAGAUCCAAUUUCAAAUAAAGCCGGAUUUCCAUUUGAAAGAG
Molecule: messenger RNA, 965 nt
Organism: Drosophila erecta
Lineage: Eukaryota; Metazoa; Arthropoda; Insecta; Diptera; Drosophilidae
Gene: Osi23
Exons: 3
Coding region: 24-791 (255 amino acids)
Source: RefSeq, a predicted model, not a curated record